UAUAUACGUGGGAUUCUAUGAAUAUCUUUACUUAUUGGCCGUUAAGGAAAGUGGUCAACAUGUGGUCAAGUGUCAUAUUGGGCUUAUUUGUGGGCAUAACCCUAGCUUCAAACACCCCAGGAUGGAAAGAUAAUACCGAAUACGUCUAUAAAGUACGCGGUCGCACUUUAACAGCUAUCGAAGAAAUCUCCAAACAUCACUCUGGUAUCUUCCUGAAAGCCACCAUUAGAAUCCAAACUAGACCCGAUGGAAAAAUUCAAGGAGUCAUCUCCGAACCGGAAUACAGCCAGAUCCACUCGCAGUUACCCGAGUGCUGGAAAACUCACAUCCCUGACUCAGAACUCACCUGGAAACCCCUGGAUCUCAGCGGUAAACCUUUCCAGGCUGAGCUGAAGUAUGGAGUUAUCACUGACCUCAUCGUCAGUGAAGACGUUCCUAACUGGGAAGCCAACAUUCUCAAGGGUAUCAUGAGCCAGUUCCAACUGAACACCAAAGAAGCCAUCUCCGAAUCUUCCCAGUCCAAAAACCGGUUCGAACCAACGGUAUUCAGUGUGAUGGAAGACACAAUCACUGGCAACAGUGACACCUUGUACGAGGUCAAAAUUAAACCUAGAUUCAUGUUCGAGUCGAGACCUUGGGAAAUCCGCAUGCUACAGAAGGACGGAGACAUUAUAGAAAUCGUGAAGGACAAGGACUUCAACAACAGCAUUGAACUACCCUCGUACUUCUACGGUUUCGCUAGGUUAGACAACUCGAACCCAGCUACCAACCAGAUGGGAGAAUUCUUCAUUAGGCACUCCAUCAGUCGUGCUGUUCUCACAGGAAACCCGGACAGAUACAUGCUCCAUAAUUCCUACACCGUCAACGAAAUCAUGGUCAACCCCACUUUGAACGACAAUAAGAAAGCUUCUGUAGUGAGUGUGAUGAACGUCACCCUGGAGGAAGUUAGAUCUCACUUUGAAAUUCUUGAGGAAGUGGCCGACCCUGUACGUCUCGGCAAUUUGGUGUACGCUUACGAAAAACCAUUUACACAGUCAGAAGUCCGUGAGAAACGGCCAUACAAUCUGUUCUCUGAUGAACCAGAGUAUAGCACUAAAGUUAGGGCACCGACGAGAAGGCUCAUCCGUUCCAUCUACGAGGACAGCCAGGAUUUCUCAGAAGAAUCCUACAAACAAGACGAACCCUCCAUGAGGCAGCCACCUGAGAGCCCUUUCUUGCCUUUCACUACGGGAUUCAAAGGAAAGUCCAUCAAAUACAGGAUUGACAUCGUCUACAGCGUGCAGGAGUUAGCACGACAAAUUGCCAGGGAAAUGGAAGAUGUGAAAAAGAUGAUUGAAAAGAGCUCUACCAGCAAAUUCGUCACACUGGCUUCCCUCAUUCGUAUCAUGAACGAAGAUGAACUUAAGAAAACUGUUAACGCUUUGUACACCAACGUUGAAGAAGGACUGAAACGUGAUACCUGGGUUGUCUUCCUCCAUGCCGUAGCAGAAGCAGGAACCGCACCAGCGUUCCUUACUAUCCAGAGCUUAAUUAAAUCUGAUAAAAUCCAAGGAAGCCAAGCAAGUCAUGUUGUGAGCACCAUGGGCAAGUCCGUUCGUACGCCAUCUUCUCAGUAUAUGAAGGCUUACUUCGAGCUGAUUAAGAGCCCAAAAGUUCGGGACCAAUCACCAUUGAACGCUACAGCAAUCUUGAGUUACACUGAUUUGGUGCGCAAAGUCUACUUCGAUGAGGCCUACUACAGAAAGCAGUUCCCGCAGAAGAGCUUUGUUGGUUUCCACAAUAAAGAAGGUAUCCGUUACAUCAGGGAGACCGUGAUUCCUUAUCUAACCAAGCAGUUGCACGAAUCCAUCGAAAAAGCCGAUACCGAGAAGAUUCACACUUACAUCCGCGCUCUUGGAAACGUAGCAGAUCUGAAAAUUUUAGAAGCUUUCAAAGACUACCUGGAAGGCAAGAAGCAGGCUUCUCAGUUCCAAAGACUUUUGAUGGUGGUGGCUUUGGACGAGCUGGUGAAACUUCAUCCUAGAGAAAUUUCCCAAGUCCUUUUCUCGAUCUACUCGAAUUUGGGGGAGACCAAGGAACUGCGAACCGCUGCAGCUUACCUGAUCAUUAAUCGAGAUAUCACGGUAGAGGCUCUCGAACAUAUGGCGGCUUAUACAAGGAUUGAUACCAACGAUUAUGUGAAUGCGGCUGUCAAAGCAUCGAUCUUGAGAGCGGCCGAACUGAAAGAUCCAGAAUUCCAUAAUCUUCGCAAAGCUGCCAUUGCCGCUAAACCUCUUCUCACAAAAAAAGCCUACGGUAUGCAGUUCGGAGCCGAUUAUCUGGAAACCCACUUCAUAGAAAAACUCAAUAUAAAAUACAAAAACCUGCUGAGGACCUUCGGUAGUGAGGACAGCUUUUUCCCUAAGGGUUUCGAAUAUGGUUUGCAUUCAAAAUCGGGAGAGCUUAAAUACGAUCACGUUCAUAUUCAGGCCAUGCUCACCAGCAUCAAACAGCUCAUUCGUGUAGGAAGGGAACAGACUUCGAAAUACCAAGAAAUGAAAAGAAAACAAGAGGAAAGGGCUGAAGAACAACACCAGUAUCCUUGGUCCAGUCAGAACAUCGCUGGCUUGCUGAAUAUGAAGCCUGAAGUACGUGAACAACUCGAAGGUGUUGUGUACUCCAAAGAAAUGGGAUCCGUUUUCAGGAUGCUAUCGUUUGACAACAGCACCGUAGAAAAAAUUCCAGAACUGAUCCGAAAGGUCGAAGAAGAGCUGGAAAAGGGAAAAAAAUUCAACUACCUCCGACUCACCAACAGAGGAGACAUGGCACUAUCCUUCCCCACAGAAAUGGGUCUCCCCUUCCAUUUCACUUACGAUGUCCCCACGAUCAUCCAAUCCAAAGGCAAAGUACAAGCCGAAGCGUCUCCCAAAUUCUCGAAGGAAGGCAAGAUAAACCUCCCGGACAACGUGAAUAUCAAUUUCGAUAUUUACUUCGCAUACACGUCUAAGGUCCAAGGUAUAAUUUCGUUCACCACUCCCUUCGAUCACCAGCAAUACUCGUCAGGAUUUGAAAAACACUGGCAGGUACACUUCCUACUGAAGUCCCGCAUAGAUAUCGACGUGAAGAAUCAGAAGGCGGAAAUUAACAUUGAAGAGGUGUUGCCACGAAGACAGAUACAAAUGUUCCACUACAGUGUCUUGCCAUACACCUGCAAGAACGACAUCAUGAAUUUCGAUCACUCGCAGGCUAACACCCACAUCUUAGUACCACCAAGACUCAACAGGUUCGACGAGAUCCAACUGAAAAAGCAAACUGGAUAUGCUAUCAGGUGGAUGAUGGACCAUGAAAUUCAAAAUGUUGAUAGCAUAAAUCUUGGAAAGCUUCUCGUAAAGGAAGGUCCCUUCAUCGCCCUUCUGGGUCUGUGGGAUGACGCCAAUGUUCAGUACGGCAGACGAAACGUCACCUACUAUCCAGAAGAAUCGACCACUGAGAGGUUGCAGAUCAAGCUGGGAUACAAACAGCAGUACUUCGAAAAACUAGAACACUUCCGUAACAUGAACAAAGACAACAUGAUCGAAGAGGUUAGUGCUGGCAUCAACAACGUCAAAGUCGACUCUGUGAACAUAUCAUUCCAUUUCCACGGCGAAAAGAACAUCAAGUAUGAUAUCAGUGGGGCUUUUGCCAAGAGCAACGUCCAUCCCCAGUCGCGUCUGGCGGUUAGUUACACCAGGUCUGGAGAUAGCGAGGAGGCGAAGCCUUACGAAGCUAGGUUAAAAGCUGAAAGCCUUAUUCCCAAUACAGGAGCAAUCGACUUGAACGAUGCUUUGGAGACCGACCCAGCAAUAGUUUCCAACCUGAAGCUGAGUUUCGGAGCACCAGAUGAGGAGGUUUCCAAAAUCGAAACUGAAUUUUACUUCCGUAGAUCUGAGGAACGAAAACACUACUUGAAACAGCUUUCCAUGUACAGGCGAUGCAAAGACGAAAUGAGAGACGGAAACAAACAACUACCUACAUGCGUCAAUAUGACCAUGGAGGCCAACCUCCUCGAUCACGUUAAGGUUCAUGUGAACCACCAGAAUUUGCCGCGAAGCAUGACCAAUGUGUUUGAAACUAUCUUCAGCUAUAUUAAAGUCAGGUCUUUGUUGACUAAGAGUGAAUUUGAACCUGUUGAGAAGCAUUCGUCCCCCAAGCAGCUGAUCAUGGAAGCACGGUUCCACCCGGACUUGCGAUUUGUCAAUAUUAGUGUGGAGUCUAAGAACGAAAGGUCUCUCAUUCCCGACCUCCCUGUAGGAUAUAUGACUAGACGUGUAUUCGUAGCGCAUCCAGUAUUCCAUUUGAAGAAUAGAGUCAUGAGUGGAUUACUUGCAUUGAAGACGUUCAGACCCUUCUGCGCUGUUGAUAAAACCUAUGUUGGCGAUCAUCUCAAUUACACGUAUCCUGCUGAUAUCUCCAAACACUGGACCGUCAUGUUCCAAUACGUUCCUAGGGAAGCGACUCACAACCCACAAGAAUACGUAGAGGAGCAACUUGCAUCUGAAAUCGAAAACUGUGUUGUCCUGGUCCGCAAAAAUCCCGAAUCCGAAAAUAAAAAGGAUGUGAAAGUUGUCAUGAGCUUCCCAGAAACUGAUUUCAAGCCAGUCGACAUCACAAUGACACCCAAGCCACAGGUGACCUCGGGACCAAAAGCAACAGUCACAGUGAACGGCGUCGAAAUCGAGAUCAGUGAAGACAAGAGUCACGAUAUUGAAGAUGGCUUCAUCCAGAUCUACGCCCUACCCGGAGGAGAAGUCAAAAUGGAAGUGAAUGGAUACUUCUACGUGAUUUACGAUGGGGAGCGUAUCAGAGCAAGUGGAACCAACGGCUAUGGGAGAAAUGACGUCCGAGGAUUGUGCGGUCAGUUCAACGACCAAAUCUACGAAAAUAAGUUCACUCCACAGAAUUGUAUUACGCUCGACUCCCAAAAGUUCGUGCUGGGCUAUGAAGUUGAAGGUCCCAAAGGUCAGGCUAUCAGGAAGCUGUUUGCUAAAGAUCCCAAGCAGUGCAUCCGAAAAGAAAAUCCUGUAUACGUAGAGGUUAUUCCAAAAUCCAUCUGGAAGAAUGAGUAUUCUAGUGAGGAGUCCCAAUUCUCGCAGACGAAGUACGUUUACGAAGACGGCAAGAUCUGCUUCACGAUAAAACCGGUGGUGUCUUGCAGACGGGGACACCAGGCGCAGGGGUACAUCACCAAGAGCGUACCAGUUCACUGCGUGGCCAAGAGCAAUGUUGCUCAGUUGUGGAAGACGCAAAUCGACAAGGGGUCCAGUCCAGACUUCAGCCACAAGGAGGAGAACAAGCGGGUUCAAAUGCAGAUACCACAGAGUUGUUCCAAGUGAUAUUAUAGCAUUCAAUCUUCAUGAAGGUUUACGAGUAUCCUGAAAAUGUAAAAAAUAAUGUUUCAAAGGAAAUUAAUUAUAAUUAUGAAUAUAU
Molecule: messenger RNA, 5445 nt
Organism: Leptinotarsa decemlineata (Colorado potato beetle)
Lineage: Eukaryota; Metazoa; Arthropoda; Insecta; Coleoptera; Chrysomelidae
Product: vitellogenin
Biological process (GO): lipid transport
Molecular function (GO): lipid carrier activity
Source: RefSeq, a predicted model, not a curated record